Pomacea canaliculata is the source of this 1999-nucleotide messenger RNA. RefSeq lists its product as uncharacterized. The coding region runs from base 68 to 1891 and encodes 607 amino acids. The transcript is spliced from 8 exons. Lineage: Eukaryota; Metazoa; Mollusca; Gastropoda; Architaenioglossa; Ampullariidae. The record is from RefSeq and is a predicted model, not a curated record.
GUGAGUAUAGUAUAAUAUAGAGGACAUAUGAGGAGAGACAAACUGAAAAGCUACUUCAGUCACAAGAAUGGGUCACCAGCUAAAUAUGUGGAACACAAGGAGAAUAUCGAUGAUUCUGAAGGUUCUUUACCUUUUUUGUCUGCUAUUAGUCGAAGGAAUCAACCUUACACCCUGCGAUAGUGAUGGUGUUCAGGAACUGCUGGCUGACCAAGAAACUAAUUUCAUCUGCACGGCAGAGGGGCCAGUAGAAUGGAGACUUCAGUUAAAUAAAACCACAAGCGACUAUUUUCUAGCAGUAUGCGACCAGGGGUGUGUUCAGUUAGAUACAGUGAACGAGCUUUUCAUCCUAAGAACGAUAGAUGCCCACAGUUCAGAAAUGAUCGUCAAACCUGCGAGCAACUCAUUGAUAUACAACAACAUCCUGUAUUUGAACGGCAGUCUGGGGUGUAGUCUGAGAGAUGUUGACAACAUGUCAGCUUGGUGUGGACUCAACUAUGUGGAUCCGGCAAAGAACGUUUCAUGCACAUCGUCUGCUGCGUCCUGGUCGGUUCAUGUGACAUGUACUGUCGGCAGUGUCUUCUCCUCUCGAAAAAGUUACUUUUGUCAGCUAAUCCGCGAGACAAAUAUGUCAAAUAAUGAAACCCUGCAAAUGGUCACCAUGCUGACAAGUGAGAAGAUCACUAAGAGUGAAGUGAAGGUGUCAGGUUCCUGUAAGCUCAACACAACUCUCCUAGCACAUGAAGGACUCUAUGGUUUUUAUGUUUCUGUCUCACCUGGAGGACAACACUUUUCUGCCAGUGAUAAGCGAUUUGCAGUUGAACGUCCCAGGUCACCAACCGUGUCUUGUAGUCCACAGCCCUGUGUGUUGGAGAACACUGACGUGGUCUGUACCUGUAGGACCACUAGUCUGGGACAACCUGCUGGGUACCUGGUAUGGAUAGUAGGUAACAAGACAAACCGGGAGAGGUAUGUUAAAGAAGAUGGACAGGCGGUUACUUCAAAAGAACUUAGUUAUACCAAGACCCUGGUUUUGUCGGAUCAUGGUAGAACAUGGUUCAUAUGUGACCUCAUAUGGGGAACCGACACUGUUUAUGGAGGGAUCUACACUGCUUGUGUGAGAAAGGCCAAUACAACACUGCGCUUUUCUGUAAACGAUCGUGAAGGAAACACGACAGUCAAGGAGGGUGAACAGGUGCACUUGAGGUGUGAAUCCUACGGCCGACCAACACCAAACAUCUCUAUCUAUAAUAACCACAACGACAUGGAUAUUAUUAAAGGAUCAUCUCCUCUCAACUACACGUUCACUGCUCUCUGUGAAGACACAUCCCUGUACACGUGCUCUGAUUACAGUGAAUUUUCCCAUCACAAGAAUGCAUCCCUUAAUAUUGACCUCGGUGUUAUGUGUAAACCUCGAAGUAUAUCAUCCUCAAUUCUCAAUAACAUCAAGGUUACAGGCAAAAGACAGGUGCUGACUUUUGAUGUCAUCGCCUUCCCGGCACCUGAUGUGUCUGCAAUGUUGUGCUUAGAAAAUACAAUCAUCAACAGUGAACCUUUUUGUGCCGAUAGUUCAGAGGUCAUUGCUUCGUGCAGCUCUGACAGAAACCAUCGUUACCUCUCCAAGUGCACUCUGUCUAUCUUCAGGAAUGUCUCCCUGUCAUGGACCGGUUUUUAUAAAGUGAUGGUCACCAAUGUACUUGGAGAAGAAAGCUUUACAGUUGAAUUCAGCGACAGUGAAGGUGAAGAAAACAAAGUUUUAACGGAAAGAGAUUUCCCUUUGUGGGGCUUUGUCGCUGGCGGCGUUGUUUUCACCAUAACAGUGGCUGUACUUAUUAUUGUUAUCAGAAAAAAAUUGAAAGGUAAAGCUUACAUAAAUUUCCUUCAGAUAAGUUGAUGUCGAAACAUAGAAGAUGAAUAGAGAAUACUAAUUAAAUCUCUUUCUAGCCUCAUCUUACAUCUCGUAGCAAGAAUAAGUUUAAUUCACCUCCUACCCCAAUUUUUU